Anguilla rostrata (American eel) is the source of this 3435-nucleotide messenger RNA. RefSeq names its product solute carrier family 2, facilitated glucose transporter member 5-like. Gene Ontology annotation, molecular function: hexose transmembrane transporter activity. The transcript has 13 exons. NCBI's taxonomy places the organism in Eukaryota, Metazoa, Chordata, Actinopteri, Anguilliformes, Anguillidae. Gene Ontology annotation, biological process: monosaccharide transmembrane transport. Gene Ontology annotation, cellular component: plasma membrane. Bases 869 to 2413 code for a protein of 514 amino acids. The record is from RefSeq and is a predicted model, not a curated record.
UCAGAUUUAAAUGUCGAAGCUGAUGUGCAUUAGUCCACACUUUCCCUCUUACAGUAAAGUGGUUUAGAGAUUAAUUCAGUCCAGUUAUGCUGGAAGAUUGAGACUGAUAAUACAAUAUCAAGUGUCACUGAAUCAGAAUCAGACAGGUGGUAUGUUGAGCCUGAGUAGGGAAACAAGGACCAAAUGUGCUUGGAGUCAUCAAAGUACAGCAGUAUUUGUUGUGUUCGUUUUUCACUGUCUUUAAACACAUCUUUGUUUGGGCACAGUUGUAUACUGAAAGAAAAAGUACUCCACAGGGUUGGUUACCACUGCAAUAGAACAAUACAUUAUUUUGUUAACUGACUAACAACUAGGCUAUAUAAGCGAUCGGAGUUAGUUUAGCUUUUUAAUGCCAAUGUUCAAAACUCAUGCAUCUGAAAAUGACGGCGUUAGUGUGAACAACUGUAUCUUUGAGAGUUUUUCUUUUGUUCAGUCCAUCUGUCACCACGCAUUAUGUAAUAUCAGGUAGACUAUGCAGGAGGAAGGAGUAAUAAAAACAGAUAAACAAUCUUCUUAUCUGUUCUUUUCGGCAGAUAGACUUUACCAGAGCAAUAAGCUGAGCCUACACUUUCCGUCUGGUGUGUAUCACGGGGAAUUAUCUAUCCAGCAGUUUUACGUGGUGAUCAUUUUUAUCGGUAAAUAAUUUCCCCGGAUUAAUGAACUCCUCGAAUGUGUUGUUAUGUACGGCAAGCAGUAAACCCUCUUCCCAGGUCAGAUCCAAUGUUCAAAGUGCAUCUGAAACGGCUGCAGUUUGUAUUUUGACUGGUGCUGCUUUCAACGUUAUUUCGGUCUGGUGUGCUUCGGUGAAAGGGGGAUUCAGUCUGCAAACAUGGGAUACGAGGAGAACUGCGAGAAGUAUGUUGAGAGGAAAGGGAGGUUAACCACUGUGCUGGCCUUGGCUACCCUCAUCUCUGCUUUCGGCUCCUCUUUCCAGUAUGGGUACAACGUCGCGGUCGUCAACUCCCCGUCGCCGUUCAUCCAGACGUUCUACAACCAGACUUACAUGUAUCGCUAUGGGGAACCCAUGGACAGUAACUUCCUGACACUUUUGUGGUCCCUGUCCGUGUCCAUGUACCCCCUCGGUGGUUUCCUUGGGUCACUGAUGGUGGCCCCGUUGGUUAACAAAAUAGGACGGAGGGGCACUCUCCUCUUCAACAACAUCUUCUCCAUCGCCCCAGCGGUGAUGAUGGGGUUGAGCGAGGUGGCCAAAUCCUACGAGAUCAUCAUCGUCGCCCGCAUCCUCGUGGGCAUCUGCGCAGGACUGUCCUCCAACGUGGUGCCCAUGUACCUGGGCGAGCUCUCCCCCAAAAACCUGCGGGGCGCCAUCGGCAUCGUGCCUCAGCUCUUCAUCACCAUCGGCAUCCUCACCGCCCAGGUGUUCGGCAUAAGGGGCAUUCUGGGUAACAGCUCAGGUUGGCCCUUCAUGCUGGCUCUGACGGGCGUGCCCGCCAUCAUUGAGCUGUUCCUCUUGCCCUUCUUUCCCGAGAGCCCCAGGUACAUGCUCAUACAGAGAGGAGACGAGAAGACGGCUCGGAGAGACCUGCAGCGCCUCCGGGGCCGGGAGGAGGUGGACGAGGAGCUGCAGGAGAUGCGCGUGGAGGAGCAGUCGGAGCGGGCGGAGGGGCGCCUGUCCGUGCUGAACCUCUUCUCCUUCCGCUCCCUGCGCUGGCAGCUGGUCUCCAUCAUCGCCAUGAACAUGGGCCAGCAGCUGUCCGGCGUCAACGCGAUCUACUACUACGCAGACAGCAUCUACGCCUCUGCUGGUGUCCGGGAGAAUGACAUCCAGUACGUCACAGUUGGAACGGGGGCCGUCAACGUCUUCAUGACCAUAGCUGCGGUGUUCAUUGUGGAGGCCUCUGGGCGGAGACUGCUCUUGCUCAGUGGUUUUGGCAUCUGCUGUGGGGCCUGCAUCCUGCUGACCAUCGCCCUCACCUUCCAGACGAGUGUGGAGUGGAUGCCCUACCUCAGCAUCACCUGUGUGAUCAUUUAUGUCAGCGGACAUGCCAUUGGACCCAGCCCAAUUCCGUAUGUGGUUACCACAGAGAUGUUCCGUCAGUCGUCGCGGCCGGCAGCCUUCAUGGUCGCCGGCUCGGUCCACUGGCUGUCCAACUUCACCGUGGGCCUGGUGUUCCCCUUCCUCGAGAAAGGACUGGGGUCCUACAGCUUCAUCCUCUUCGCCUUCAUCUGCCUGGCCACACUGGCAUACAUCUGGUGGGUCAUCCCGGAAACCAAAAACAAGACCUUUCUGGAGAUCAGCCAGAUGUUUACGGAGAGAAACGGGACGGAGAUCCUGGUGGGCACCGAAGACCUGGACCUGAAGAAGGCGAAGCCCGGCAGCGGCUGGCAGGAGGAGACGAAGGUUACAGCCUUCUGAGGGAGGAGACAACACCAGGAGGAGGGGAAGGUCACGACCUUCUGAGGGAGGAGAGCACACCAGGAGGAGAGUGGCUGGCGCCCCUUGGUGUGUUUAUACAGUAUGUUGAGUUCGGAUAGAGCAGAGAUGUGAUCACCUUGUUGGUUCCUCCUUUUUUGGAUUACUAUGGAGUGCAGGAAUAUUGUUUUGUGUAUUUAUCUGUAUCAUAAGUUUUUAUGACUUGAUUACAAGGGCGGGGGCUGGGGUUGGGGGUUCAGAAAGAUUAUCAAUGGGGGAUAAAUUAUUAUUUUUCCAGUUUUAUGGUAAUCAUCUUCCAUGUACCUUUUGGAGGGUUGGGAUAGGAUUUGGAUUAUUUGCAGUCAAUUUAUGUAAAUGUUGCACAUACUGUAUCUCAUUUUGGCAUUUUUGGGGAGGGAUUCAAACCCUGAACCCCCCCUGGCUAUGUCUAUGGUGUGCAUAUUUGCAUUUUUCCAGCCAUGAAUGUUUUCACAUACAACUGAUAACAGUUACCGCCAGUGAACAUCACAAGCCACUGCAGGCACAGGACUCUUCCACUAAUCUGAUGGUAUUAAGAACAAUGUAAUGUAAUGUAAUCUCAAGGGUUUUCAUUUAUGCAGGCUAAUGCACCCAAAAGCAGCAACACGCUGCUGUAGAUUUCUUGUCAAGACAACAACAGAUUAUUGUUCGCAUUAGUACUUGUGCAUUACGUUUACCUUUUUCACAUUUAAACUUGUACUUUUACGUUCCAUUAUUAAACAACAAUGGAAAUAUUUAAUUUCUUUGCUCAAAGAGCAGGCAUUGCUGGGAGCAUCAUGAGCGAGUCCUUGUACUGUAUAUGUGUUGAAGUAUUAGCAGUUCUAUAGUAUAAUUACUAUAUCUAUGUCACAUUACUAAAAUAAUUACUGAGAUUCAUUUACUGGUUGCACACUGUUGUCAUGGCUUGUCACUGAUUCUUUGAGCACACAGCUGCUUGCAAGUAUAACAGUGAAAACAGAGGUGAAAUAAAGUUUUAUUUUCAAAAA